Trametes versicolor FP-101664 SS1 is the source of this 1391-nucleotide messenger RNA. RefSeq lists its product as uncharacterized. Bases 1 to 1242 code for a protein of 413 amino acids. Lineage: Eukaryota; Fungi; Basidiomycota; Agaricomycetes; Polyporales; Polyporaceae. The transcript has 2 exons. The record is from RefSeq and is a predicted model, not a curated record.
AUGCCCGGGCUACAAACGGUGUCAUUCCGACUCUGCCAGGAGCCAAAGGCAAUACACGGCCUCCCAUGGUCGGUCAUGCAACUGGUCCUAUCUCUCCCCACCCUCAAAGAUCUCGCUGUCGACCGGCAUCGUUUUGCCCCCAAGCUAUUGGCGGAGGAGGAGCUCACUCUCGACUAUUGCGCGCCUCUUACAUCCUUCCGGUACACGCUGUCCGAUUACCGUUGGUGGCGAAAGCAGACUUUUCCACUCGAAAAGCAAGCGCUCCUGCUCGUUUUAAACAAGACCCACACAUCUCUCGAGCGGCUGACGCUCAUUGCAGAGCUGGCGCCCCUCGAUGAGAUCUGCAAUACACUCGAGUGGCCGAACCUCCGCGAACUAUGCCUCCGCGGCGAGCGUGGCACGAUCGGCAACCCACCACUCCCGCUCGUGUCCAUGUUCGCAAACAUGCUCCGCCUACAGCGCCUAGAACUGAAGCUCGGGUUGCGGGAGGGUGUCGAUCCCCAGCCGUUCUGGCCGCUUGGCUACGUGGCCGAGUGGCCCUGGGCUGACCUUCGCCACCUCACCCUGUCCUAUCCACUCGUCAACGACCAGAUCUAUAGCUCUCUUCCGCCCACACUCGAAAGCCUCGCGCUGCGUUAUACCCCUCAUAUGGUGCAUGCCGAAAGAUACGAUGCAGAUGUGCUCUGGAAUUGGCCGCUCAUCAAGUCAUCGGUCAUGCUGCAGAUCUUACGACGAUGCCGCUGCCGGCGGCUCUCUUCCCUGCAACUGGAGUAUCGCGAGGACGAGGCGGACGCUGAGUUGAUGCAGUGCGUCGGCGCGUCGUUCCCUGCGCUCACUACCUUCAAGUUGCUCAGGUAUCGAGCGGCCAAUGACGCAGAGGCUGGCCCGUUGGAUGCUCUCCUCCGCAUGCUUGGGGCGCAUCUCUGUCUACAGACAAUACGCCUCCACAUAGACCAUGUCGACACCUCGACGCCCUUUUACCGGGGCGGGUACCGGGACUACGCGUGCGACAUACCCCGGCUGGAGUCGUGCUUGGCAUCGACGCAGUCGCUUGCGGACAGCCUGGCGGGCGCAUCAGGCUCGUCGCUGGAGACGAUCACGCUCUGGGCUCCGCACUCCUACUUCCCGUACUCCUGGUUCUGGGAGAACUUCACCGUCGUCCGAGAUGAGACCACGGGCGUAGGUGUGCGCGCCCUGUCCACUGUGAAGACGCGCAAGCCGAGCGCCCCUGCUUCUCGUUGAGGGACAUCACUGCAUCCUAGCGCAUUGGAAACAGAAGCACUCCUGGCAAGGUACGCUUUGAGCCGUGCACAUCCCGACGAGACCCCGUUUUCUCGCAGCUGCCAGCGGUCGCCAGCCCCGUCUCAGUAUUUAUUGUACUUGUUUCAAAC